This is a messenger RNA of Caretta caretta (loggerhead turtle), 4722 nucleotides long. RefSeq lists its product as uncharacterized. The record is from RefSeq and is a predicted model, not a curated record. NCBI's taxonomy places the organism in Eukaryota, Metazoa, Chordata, Testudines, Cheloniidae.
CAGGGGGUUCUCUCCGGCUGGAGGCCCAAGACAAGAAAAAGGGCACCGUUAAGGAGACCACGGAGGAGGGUCUAAGCUGCAAGCAGCCAUGAACUAUAAAACUACGUCUCUAGAAACUACACAUUCUAGAAGACUCACUGUGUCCCUAUCUUGAGGAAGACUACCACUUUGGAGAUGGAUUCUACUGCUGCUGCUUCGAAAGAAAAUCUUCAUGCUGCUUCAGAGACUCCAGGACAGACUGAAAAGAUGAUUGCUCCCUUGCCGAUUCCACAGAAACCUUCAACUGCCGCUUGGACCGCUGCUGCUCCACAGAAUGCCCAUCCAGGAACAGCCUCUAAGAAGACCCUCCACGCUUCCAGGACAUCGCAGAUGAGCAGCAUCGAUUGAAAAAGCAGCAUCUCCUUGAAGAAAACCCGUGGAGAUACUGCUGCAGGAAGAUCUUGCACCUCGAGGACGGCCUUCCGGGACAUCACAGCCAGGACAAACAUCAUCUCACCUGCUCUUCAGGACAAGGAUGCCCCAAGAACUUAUCCCAUCUCCUCCACUGCCCAGGAUCCUCAUGCUGGUCAUUGUCCUGCUGUGCUGGAAGGUACCUCAACUGGGAAGACCAGCGUCUCCUCAGAAACCACCCAGAUGGACUGCAACAUCUCACUAGAUGCCUGCCCAGCCGAACCUCUCCAUACUACUCUCCCAGAGCAACCAGAACCAUCUAGUGAAUCCGCUGAUAUGACUGAAGCCAAUCCAACAGAGGGAGAAGGAAAGGAGAAUGAUUGCAUCUAUCUCCAGUAUCCCCUCCCUACAGACAUGCUCCUCUGCCCCUUCUGCUAUCCAGGCGGAGGAUUUCAGUACAUUGGCAAUCUCAGCAGACACCUCAAGAGAAUCCAUAGCAAGCGGAUCACCUUUCGAUGUGCCCUCUGUGACCUGCCUUUCGAGAUGCAGAAGAAGUGUAAGUCUCAUCAAGUCACCUUCAAAGGACAUCUUGAACUGGAAGAGUUCAGCUCUACCAGUCUAUAUUGCCGCCACCCCAUCUCUACUCUGAAAGCAGAAACACCACCUGCUCCAGCUCCGGCUUCCAACUCCCCAAACACGCCGGCUACUGCAUCCCAGCCAACUCCCACAGAGCCACAUCAUGAAAAAGAAAGAGAACGUGCUUCCUCAAAAAUCCCUAACGUGGAUACUGCCAAGAGGAGGAUCAGCACUCCCUUGCAGCUUAUGUAAGGCAACUCCAUCUCCAGACGGCUUGGUGCUUCCUCGCAGUACGUCCAUCACAACGCUAUUGUCAGAAGGGUCAGCACCCCUCCACAGGUAACUUCACAGGAUCCUGUAGUCGGAAGAGCUAGCACUACGUCACAGGCCACCCACCCGCUGCCUCUAAAACUGUCCUUCCUAAAAGGACCAGUGCUGCCCUAAAAUCCAUAAGGGAAGAUGCUGCCCUUGUUCUGGAAGAUCCGGCCAAAUGCAGUUCUCAACACCAGGAGGGAAAAAAGCAACAGGCUAAUCCCACAGCAGUUUUCCAUCUUGAGCCUGCGGAGAUUUGAGCAGCCGGAAGAGCAACAGCCCAUGGUGAGGGCCGCCACACCAUGGCAAGCCGCUUGGAUGGAGGAGUUAGUGAAGACAGCCUCCUUCGAGGACUUUGACCGCUUUGUAGACAAACACAAUUUCUGCAGAAAGAUCUUUAGUGAAUCUGGGAGGUAGGGAACUCAGGAGAACACACCGACUGCGCACAGAGCUCCUGCAUCCAGACAGACCCACAACAACACGAGGGAAGCCAGGAGAAGAACAUCAGUCGCCGCUGUGACCCAGCAGCAGCAUCCAGGAGCUCUAGCAGUCAAGCCACCCUAAAGCUAUGAAAGAGAUCCUUAGGGGGCCCUCAUCCUGCUGCGCAAUCCUGACCAAGAGACUAUUCUUGUACUUUAAGGGGGUUUUUGACCAUGUAGCUCAGAACGACGCAAAGUGUCCAGAGUGCCUUCAUCCUUUACCCCGGGUUGACUAUGCAGAGGACCUGGAACAAGACUUUACAUCACAGGAAGUAGUGACCAGACUCACAAAGACCAAAAACACAGCCCCAGGAAAAGAUGGCAUUCAUUACAACUUCCUGAAAAAAUGAGACCCUGGUUGCCUGGUACUAACUGCCAUUUUCAACAAAUGCAAACGGUUCCGCCAUACUGCCAGCUUCUGGAAGAAGUUGAUGACAGUGCUCGUCUACAAGAAAGGCGAGUGAGACGACCCCAACAACUGGAGACCCAUCUCUCUGUUCCACCAUGUAUAAACUGUAUGCCAGCUGCCUUGCGGCUAGGAUCACAGACUGAUUGGUGAACGGAGGAUCCAUCAGCUCCAUCCAGAAAGGCUUCAUGUCAUGCGAAGGCUGCUGUGAACACAACUUUGUUCUUCAGACUGCCAUAGCAUGGCUUGACCUGGCUAAUGCUUUUGGAUCGAUGCCCCACCAGCACAUUUUUGACAUGCUGCGAGAGUUCAGGAUACCUGAAAACUUUCUCCAAGUGGUCCAGGAACUGUAUGAAGGCUGCACCACCACUACCCGCUCCAUGGAAGGAGAGACACCUGAAAUUCCUAUCCGUAGCUGCACCCUGAGCCAAUCAUUUUUAACUUAGCCAUGGAGCUGCCCAUUCAAGCGAUCUCCAGAGGUAUAGGCGGUUUCGAGCUAUACGGCAACAGAGUGAAUAUCCUGGCCUAUGCAGACGAUCUGGUCCUGAUUGCAGCCAACCCUGAGAGGCUCCAACAAAUGCUUGACAUCACCAGCCAGGCUGCCAAUUGGAUUGGACUCCGUUUCAAUGCCAGGAAGUGUGCAUCCCUGCAUAUCGAUGGCAGUAGAAGGGAUUCGGUCCAGGAGAAACCAUUUCAGAUCCAGGGUGAACCCAUGAUCUUCCUCGAAGAUGGGCAAGCAUACCAACAUCUUGGCACGCCAAGGGGUUUCCAUGUCCAGCUGACACCUGAGGAUACCAUCACGGAGAUCCUAUGAGAUGUGGCCAGGAGCGACUCCUCUCUACUGGCACCGUGGCAGAAGAUUGAUGCCUUGAAUACCUCCCUGAUGCCCCGUAUCUCAUUCUCCUAAGGUUAUCUGCCAUGGCGAAGGUACCUCUGAACAAGGCAGACAGCACCAUCUGGCAGCUGGUGAAGAAGUGAAUGUUUCUUCCUCAGAGAGCCAGCAAUGUAUUGGUGUACAUCUCGCAAAUGCAUGGUGGCGCCAACAUCCCUCUAACAGGUGAUCUGUGCAACGUUACCAUGAUCACUCACACCUUCCACCUUCUGACGUGCCCGGAUGCCAUGGUGAGGAACAUCACGGAGAGUGCUCUGCAGGAUGCCAUCAAGAAGCGAAUCACCAGGACCCCUUCCAACCAAUAUGUCCUCACCUACCUGAGCGGCUUGCUGGAAGGUGAAUUUGGAAGAGACGGGAGACUUUGCUUCACUCUGGACUCGUGCCUGCAAUGCUACACGACUGGACUGGACUACAUGAGUGGCUGCCACUGGACGUGGUGCAAUGAACUCCAGGAGCUUGGAGACCUGGUGCCACAGGUGAAGAAUACAGAUCACACUAUCAUCACUCCAAGAGCUAGACCCAUGCUGGAGAGGACCCUGAAGGAUGCCACCUGCUGCCAAUACGUGGAAAACCUGAAAAGGAAGCUGGACCAGGGCAAGGCAUUUGAGGUGAUGUGCAAGUGUGAUGUCAGCAACCACUUCCUCCCCGAGGGCAGCUUCACCCAAUUUGCUGACUGGAGGUUCAUCCACAGGGCCCAGCUCAACUGCGUGCCACUGAACAGAGCCGUCUGCCACGGGAAUCAGGACUAGUGAUCCAGGAAGUGCAGAUACGCCAACAAGACGCUACCCCAUGUCCUGUGUAGCUGCAAGCCCCAUUCGAGAGCUUGGCAGCUAUGACACAAUGCCAUCCAAGAUUGCCUGGCCAGAGCCAUCCCGCCACCUGUGGGGAAGGUUGCCGUAAACUCCACCAUCCCCAGAACCGACAACCAACUGUGACUGGACAUCAUCAUCACCAAUGAGGACUGGAAGAAGAUCAUCAUGGUGGACAUCACAGUGCCGUUUGAGAACAGGACCCCAGCCUUUCACGAUGCCCAAGCUCGAAAGGUAGAGAAAUAUGCCCUUCUGGCCGAAACCUUGAGAGCUCAUUGUUACCAGGUCCAGACACGCACUGAUCGUCGGAGUCUUAGGUGUAUGGGACCCCAGUAAUGAGUGAGCGCUGAGAGAAUGUGGAAUCGGUCAACACUACGCUUGGCUGAUGCGGCGACUCAUGGUGUCAGACACCAUCAGGGGGUCGAGGGACAUCUACAUAGAACAUAUCACCAGACAUCGGCAAUACCAGGAGGAAUGAGCUGGAGUGCAGAUGAGAAGUGCAGUCAGGAAAGUAACAAAUACUUUCCUCAUGGAUUAUAUUUUCUAAAUGGACAACCAACCUAAUUCUCAAUUACUGAGGGACAAUCUCCAUGCAUUGAUAUAUUUUGCUUUCCACAACCAAAUCUUUGUACAACUUUUCAUGAGUGAUGUACUCGAGUAUUCGGAUUCUAUUAUGUAAACUGAAUUGUUAAAUCUAUUCACCUAAAUUUGAGUUAUAGCUGAUUAUGUACUCUAUGUAUCAUAAAACUUUUAAAAACAAACUUUGUAUUUGUGGAUAAUCUAAGCACUCUACUCAGAUGUACAGACACUCUUUACUCAACCUAUGUAUUAUAUAAUUUUUUUAACAUUAGUUUUAAU